This is a messenger RNA of Auanema sp. JU1783, 1194 nucleotides long. The record is from the annotation of a GenBank genome assembly. Lineage: Eukaryota; Metazoa; Nematoda; Chromadorea; Rhabditida; Rhabditidae.
AUGCUGUUUUUGGAUGAUUUUUUGGAAAUGUUGGAUGAGCUCCCUAGUGAGUUGAAGGAAAGAUGUGCUGAACUCCGAAGUCUUGAUGAAGUUGUACAAACUGGCUUGGAGAAGAACGAUCAAGCCAUCCUCGAGUAUUUCAAUGAAGCUGAAAGAAUGAGUGAAACUGAAAAGCAAGAAAGAUACCAGCAGUUAAAAACUGAAUAUCAGCGUUUGAGAACUUUAGCUGAAGACAAGGUAGCGAUUGCUGAGAGAAUGCAAGAGCUGGUGGAGAAAUACGUUCAACAUCUAGAAAAAGAAAAAACUCAUUUCAAAUAUGAAUUAGAAGCUGACAACCCAGGAGUCACGGAGAAUAUUGAAACUCGGUUCUCUACUUAUGUCCAAUCUGUCAUUUCUAUGAGGAAAGAAAGAAAGCGAAAACAUAACAACAAUGGACAGAAUGGGUCUUCUCAGUUGUAUCAAGACAUGCUGUCAAAACCAAGAAAAAUGUCGAGUGAUGAUUUCUUACUGUCUUCUGCAGUUCAAUCAGACUUAGGGUUGGUCGAUGAUGAUUUGUUCCCUCUCUCAUUAUCUUCUCAUCAUAAUAAUUCUCAUGCAAUCUCCAACAGAAUGAAGAAGGAUAGAGAUGAUCAUCAACCAAAAAAACGUCCAUCAAUUAGCCAUUCACUGAAAAAUUCAGCAUCCGUUUCAUCAUCUCUGACUGGGCUUGGGGGAAUGUCACCAGCGGUUUCGGAAAAGAGUUGGUCUGGUUCUGUUGCUGCGGAUGACCAUUCGCCGAACAGCUCCUUCCUCGGGGCUUCGUUCGGGCUCUCAACCCCUGCUCUCUCAUUUGUCGGUGCGGAAAGUCGACAUGGAAGGCCUAGGAAAUUGACUUCUCGUGUACAGGAAAUGUUCACAGAGGCAGUCCAAAGGCAACGCAGACAUCAUUCUAAUUCCCAUCAAGUUGAGCUUGACGGUGAUCUUGAAGAAAACUCUGAUUCUGAUGAUAAUUGUAGAUCUUGGUGUUUCUGCGGUUCACCAAGCUACGGCCAAAUGGUAGCCUGUGAUAACAAACAGUGCCGAUAUCAAUGGUUCCAUUAUGGCUGUGUAGGUGUUGAGAGUAUCCCCAAAGGUAAAUGGUACUGCCCCGAUUGUUCUUCCCGUCUCGAUAUUAAUACCUUGUUAUCCAAAAUACCUGAACCAGCUUUAUACUAA